AUGGAAGAGCGCAUGAAGAAGAUGGAGCUGUCGCAGGCGAGAAUUCCGAAUACGAGCGCAUGCGAGGCGCUGUCGACAGCGGUAUGUUCGGCUCUAUGCUCAGCGCUGACUUCGCAGGCAAUCUACAGCGAGACUCUCUCUACUGGUCGGACUUGCGAAGUCAUUAAGCGCCGCGUCCUAUUAUGGAUAGGCUUGACAGGUUUAUGUCAAGGUCUCAUCAAGAUGUGCCGCAACGCGCACUGCCACCGCCUCGCCCACCUGUUCCAUACCCGUAUCAACCGCAGACUUAAUCUCCGGUUCAAGCUCCUACCACGUCUCAGUAUCAAACGCCUGACGCGGGGCAGAACUUUCUGGCGACAGGUGGACAUGGCCCAAGCGUUGUGCGGUUUUCUAUGGACAGAGAACGUCAAGACUGACGUUCUGGGGCAGUACUUGACGGGUACUGCGGAGCGGUACUUCAACAAGCAAGUCGACACUUGGUGA
This is a messenger RNA of Peronospora matthiolae, 483 nucleotides long. Lineage: Eukaryota; Oomycota; Peronosporomycetes; Peronosporales; Peronosporaceae. The record is from the annotation of a GenBank genome assembly.